AUGAGAUUCCACCUGGCCUCAGGUCUGGUAUUUUUACUCGCCACCACCGAAGUUGUUGCAGCUUCGAGUUGGUGGAGCAAAGCUGUCUACAACAAAUGGCACGAAACUGAGCUUGAGCGAUGGCUCUCAGAUCAUGAUAUCCCCUACCCUAGCCCUGCCGACCGCAGGGAUCUCGAAAAUCUUGUGAAAACCAACUGGGAUAGCCGAGUGCAAAAGCCCCUCGGUAAUGCUGCAGACCAAGUCUCCGACGAAUUUUACUACGCGAAGGAAUGGGUCUUUGAUACUUGGUCGGAUUCGCAGUUGAAGGCAUUCCUUGAUCGCCACGGCAUUCCUGCACCCCAGCCCCGCAAGCACGACGCACUGGUCAAGGCCGCACGCGAGAACUACGAACUGGUCGCAAAAAAGGCCGGCGAGACCGCAGCUUAUCCCGGUAACUGGCUGUACGAACAAUGGACCGAGUCGGACCUCAAGGGGUGGCUUGAUGAGCGCGGAUGGCCUGCUCCCCAGCCUACGAGCCGUGACAAGCUUAUUGCUUCCGUGCGUCGCAACUCUCGCCUGGCUAGCCUUCAGGCCAAAUCUAUCUCAGCAUCGGCUGCCGCAUCUGCUCAAGCUGCUCAGGCAUCACUGAGCGAUGAGCUUUUCAAUGCCUGGUCUGAUUCUAAGUUGAAGGAAUUCUUUGACGAACACAAUGUCAAGGUGCCCCAAGGUUCUAAGCGCAAUGAACUCAUUGCCCUUGCCCGUAAGCACCGCGCCUACCUCGUCGACAAAGCUGCCAGUGCUUCCGCUGCCGCCGCGGAUACAGUUGGUGCCGCUACUACAAGAGCUGGAAACGAAUAUGCCCGAGCUACCGAGGACGCGAAGCUGAAGGCCGAGCAUGAGUUCAACGUUGCAAUUAAGUUGUGGUCGGAUUCCCGCCUCAAGGCGUUCCUGGAUGCCCGAGGCGUUCCUGUUCCCCAAAAUGGCAAGCGUGAUGAGCUCAUUGCGAAGGUUCGCGCCAACGCCCACAAGGCCGCUGGUGGAUUCAACCAAUACAACUUUGAUACAUGGGACAAGGAACAUCUACUCAAAUAUCUCUCUGCGAUGAAUGCGAAGGCCGCAAAGAAAGCCGAUGCCUCUCGCGAGGAGCUGAUCAAGCACGCCAAGGACUCGUACGCAAAGGCCUCCAAGGCUGGCGGCCAGCAUUACGCAUCUGCCACCUCAGCAAUUGCCCAAGCCACCGGCUCCGUCAAGGAAACCACCUUUGACCAGUGGUCGCAGUCCGAUAUCAAACAGUAUCUUGACUCAUAUGGAAUUCCAGCAUACCAGGGCUCGAGCAUCAAUGAGCUCCGCGCAGCAGCCCGACGCCACGCCACAUAUUUCAGAUAUGGAACCACCACCCCAUCUGAGACGAUCUACGCCAAGUUCAUGGAUACUUUGCAUUGGGCUCUGGAUCAAGUCAAGAUUGGAGCUUCCGGUGGUCGCGCGCAGGGCCAGGAAGCGGCUGAGAAGGUACGCGAGAAGGUCUCGGAUGAGACGCAGCGACUGCGUGGAGAGCUGUAA
This is a messenger RNA of Penicillium waksmanii, 1539 nucleotides long. RefSeq names its product double-strand break repair enhancer MSC1 (gene ish1). The record is from RefSeq and is a predicted model, not a curated record. Bases 1 to 1539 code for a protein of 512 amino acids. NCBI's taxonomy places the organism in Eukaryota, Fungi, Ascomycota, Eurotiomycetes, Eurotiales, Aspergillaceae. The transcript has 5 exons.